This is a messenger RNA of Musa acuminata subsp. malaccensis (wild Malaysian banana), 2385 nucleotides long. RefSeq names its product serine protease SPPA, chloroplastic. Gene Ontology annotation, molecular function: peptidase activity. The record is from RefSeq and is a predicted model, not a curated record. Lineage: Eukaryota; Viridiplantae; Streptophyta; Magnoliopsida; Zingiberales; Musaceae. Gene Ontology annotation, cellular component: membrane.
UUAAUAGCUCACUUAGAGGUUUCAGUAGACGUAGUACCAAAGCAAUCUUUUCUUCCUCCGUUCCUUUUGCCGCUCCCUCCCUUCGUUUCCUCCUCGUGACACCGAGAGAGACGAGAGAAGCUUUCUUUUCUUCCUCAUUCCACUCCCUCCCUCCAUUUCCUCAUCACAACAACGAGAGAGAAGAGAGAUGUCUUCUAGAAUUCCCCUCUUGAAACUAUCUCAACGUUGCAGGCAAUCCCUUUGCUCCAUGCUCGGUCUCCAACCGCCCUUGUCCGCGCUCCUCCGCCGCUCUCCUCCUCCUCCCCCUCUCCUCUUCCCCUCCACCUCCGAUCGCCUUUGUUGCUCCCCGUUCCGAUCCCUCGCCUCGACCGCCGACGGAGUGAAGGAUGCACGGCGGUCCGAGAGAAUCGGAAACGAUGGAAAUCCCCCGAAUUCUCCUCCUCCGCCGCCUUCCGACUCAGGUCUGGACUACCCGACGGGGGAGUUUGAGAUGGAGGAGUUCGGUUGGUGGAGGAGAUUGGUCGUCAAACUCAGGUUGUUCUUUGCUUUGCCUUGGGUGCGCGUGGAGAAGGGGAGCGUGCUCAAGAUGCAGCUCCGCGGCAAGAUAUCUGAUCAGUUGACAACACGCUUCUCUUCAGGGCUGUCUCUACCACAAAUAUGUGAAAAUUUUAUGAAAGCGGCAUAUGAUCCUCGAAUAUCUGGUAUUUAUCUUCAUAUAGAACCACUUAAUUGUGGAUGGGGCAAACUUGAUGAAAUACGGAGGCAUAUAAUGAAUUUUAAGAAGUCAGGUAAGUUCAUCAUCAGUUAUUUGCCUGAGUGUCGAGAGAAGGAGUACUACCUUGCAUGUGCUUGUGGAGAGUUUUAUGUUCCUCCAAGUGCUUAUGUUGCAUUGUAUGGUUUGACAGUUCAAUCAGCAUUUCUUGGCGGUGUUCUUGAGAAAGCAGGGGUUCAUCCAGAAGUUCACAGGAUUGGUAAAUACAAAAGUUUUGGGGACCAGCUUGCAUGUAAAGGCAUGUCUAAUGAAGUUCGUGAAAUGCUGAGUUCUUUGCUUGAUAAUAUUUAUGAAAAUUGGCUUGAAACAGUAUCUUCAAGUCAAGGAAAGAGAAGGGAAGAAAUUGAGGACUUUCUUAACUCAGGAAUUUUCCAAGUUGAAAAGCUUAAAGAAGAAGGUUGGAUAACGAAUAUAAUGUAUGAUGAUGAGGUCAUGUCAAUGCUGAAGGAGAGGUUGGGCCAAAAGAAUAAGAAAAAGCUUCUUAUGGUUGAUUACAGUAAAUACUCAAGAGUAAGAAAAUCAACUCUUGGUUUAGAUGGUGGUAGAGAGCAAAUUGCCAUAAUUAGAGCCUCUGGAAACAUCACCCGUACUCGAGGACCAUUAAGUGUUGCUGGUUCUGGCAUCAUGGCCGAACAGCUGAUAGAGAAGAUCCGCAGUAUCAGAGACUCAGAUAGGUAUAAAGCUGUUAUCUUGAGAAUUGACAGUCCUGGUGGUGAUGCUCUCGCCUCUGAUCUAAUUUGGAGGGAGAUCAAGCUUCUUGCUGCCUCUAAACCUGUGAUUGCAUCAAUGUCUGAUGUUGCAGCAAGUGGAGGAUACUACUUGGCUAUGGCAGCAGGAACUAUCCUAGCUGAGAAGCUCACUUUAACUGGUUCAAUUGGUGUUGUCAGAGGAAGGUUCAGCUUAAACAAGUUAUACGGGACGAUUGAUCUCAACAAGGAGAUUCUGUCACGGGGUCAAUAUGCUGAGCUUAAUGUUGCUGAACAGCGUCCUCUUAGACCACAUGAAUCGGAACUGUUUGCCAAGUCUACACAGUAUGCUUACACACAGUUUCGAGACAAAGCUGCUUUGUCACGAUCGAUGACUGUAGAUCAGAUGGAGGAGGUUGCUCAAGGGAGGGUAUGGACCGGCAAAGAGGCAGCUUCUAAAGGAUUGGUUGAUGCUAUCGGUGGAUUCUCGCGAGCAGUCACCAUUGCAAAAUACAAAGCUAAGAUACCACAUGAUAAACAGGUCAAGUUAGUUGAGGUGUCAAGACCUUCACCAACUUUACCAGAAAGAUUAGGUGGUAUUGGGAAUUCUCUGUUUGGGCUGGACAUGGCUGUGAAGGAAGUAUUGCAGGAUCUAACGUUCUCUGAUGGAGUUCAAGCAAGAAGUGAUGGCAUCUUGCUUGACAUAGCAGGAAAUAUAUCACAAGAUAACCAUGUCCUUCACCUAAUAAAGGACUGUUUAAGCUCAUCAUAGGCUGAGGAUGACCGGAGUCCGGACCUCGAAUAAUGCAAAUGUGUCCGGCAGACAGAUUAUGGUAUGGAUACAUCCCCUCUCUGUCUUUAUCAAUUCCUAAAUUAUGAUUUAUAAUGACAGUGCAUAUUAUGAAUUACAAGCACUACAUUAUGUCA